Trachymyrmex septentrionalis is the source of this 1553-nucleotide messenger RNA. Its product is annotated as protein RRNAD1-like. The record is from RefSeq and is a predicted model, not a curated record. The coding region runs from base 72 to 1553 and encodes 493 amino acids. The transcript is spliced from 8 exons. NCBI's taxonomy places the organism in Eukaryota, Metazoa, Arthropoda, Insecta, Hymenoptera, Formicidae.
UAAUAUAGUAAAGGUAUAAUCGCCUAUAUCACACGGAGUAAUGCGAGCUAUUCGUCCAUCUCGACACAACAAUGGCCGCCCCCGUAGUUACGUGUACAUGCAGAACCUGCUCGAAGGCUCGCGUAACACUCGAGAGAAUCUUCAACGUGUUAGAUACAUACGGCUGGUUGUUAGACUCGUAUGUCGUGGAUUUCUUCCAAGAGCAAUUGUGGAAGAGACUGCCGAACAGCUGGAAGACCACUUUGCAAACCGUGUCGCCCGACGAAUUCGGAAAGUGGUUAGCUGGCGACAUCUCGUGUUCACGCGUAUGGCCAUUGUCGUUGCUGACACUUCGACAGGUUGCAAAGAAUUUGCAACUAAAUAGAGAUCAUCAAAAUGAUAAAAACGUCUGGCGAUGCAAUGGAAGAAAAAAUAUUGAAAAGAAUUCGGAAAAUUUUGUCCUGGAACGUAAAAAUGAAGGAUUACAUGAUUCCCAGAAAAAACAUAAUCUCUUUUUGAAACACGUUAAAAUAAAAAAACGCCAUGAGAUACAACAGAUAGCGCAGGUAUGCGCAGACUGUGCACAAGAGUCCAACGCUGAGUGCAUUGUAGAUGUUGGAGCAGGCGUGGGUCAUUUAGCCAGAUCUCUAGCAUUUAAAUACGAUCUACAUGUAAUGUGUAUCGAACAAGACGCAUUAUUGUCACAGCAAGCCAGAAAAUGGGAUAAGGAAUUGUUAGUGUCUCUAUCUAAACAUCUACCUAACUUGCCAGUAAAUAUGCCACAACACAUUUCAAUCAAACUGGAGGAUACUGAUUCUGAUCUGUCAGAAACAAUCAAGGACAUAAAAAGAACUUUCUCCGAUAAUUUUAAUUUAAAUAAAAAGAAAUCUGGAUUUGGCAUUGUGGGACUACAUCCAUGUGGAGAUCUUGCAGCCACGUUACUGAGACUUUACACAUCUCAAUGUGAGAUAAGAUUUAUUUGUAUUGUGGGGUGCUGUUACAUGAAGCUGACAUUAAAAAAUCCAGCGAAUGUUUCAAAUGGAUAUCCACUCAGUAAAUAUCUGUCUUCAUUCACAAAACACAAAUUGUCCUAUACAGCGUUAGAAGUGGCAUGUCAUGCUAUUGAGAGCUACUGUGACAAAUUAAAGACUGGGAACUAUGAAGAUUUAAUAGUGCACGCUUAUAGAGCCGCUUUAGAAACCGUUCUAGUAAAACAAAAUAGCCAGCUACGUCACACUCAAGUGAGAAACGUCAAAGUGACGAAACCUGUUACGUUUGAACAAUAUUGCAUAGCCGCAACUGCAGAUUUCGAGCCAAAUCUCCGACCUAAAGAUUCAGAUUUACAAAAUCCGCAAAUAAAAUGUUAUCUAAAUCAGUGGCGGCAGAUUGUGAUAUUCGGAGCAUUGCGUACAAUGAUAGCACCAUUGGUGGAAACUGUGGUGUUGUUAGACAGAUUCCUGUAUCUAUCCGAAAAUAAUUUGAUUCCUAUAUUGAAGCCUGUUUUUAAUCCCAGAUUGUCUCCUCGACAUUUUUUAUUGUUAUCGAUGAAAAAUACUGAACAAUCGCUCUCUUGA